AAAUUUAUUAUCAUCAUUACACUUUAUUUGUUCCCCUUCUCCAGUUUCUGUUUAACUGUUAAAAAAAAACACCAAACCAAACCAAACACAACCAUCAAUCUCAAUCUUUCCUACAUACCCAAAUCAUCAAAAAGUUGAGAAAUUUCACAAUCAAUGGCUCAGCCUAUGCCAAACUGAAACGUUAAUCGAGUUGAGAAAUUUCAUAAAUUCAGCCACUGAAUUUACUUUCUAGUGUUGAGUUUGAUUAAGAGAGUAGUUCAGCAACACAGUUGGUUAGCUAUGGAAGCCAUAAAAAAGCAGGCUGCCAGACUUAGAGAGCAAGUUGCCAAGCAGCAACAGGCAGUAUUGAAGCAUUUGGGACAUUUUGGUAAUGAAGCAGUUGUUGUUGAUGAUGCUGAAUUUCAAUGUCAUCAGCAACUUCAGAAUCUCUAUAAUUCCACUAGAGCUGCUAAGCAUUUCCAGAAGCAUAUUGUUCGUGCCAUUGAAGGUCUUUUAACUGCAAGUUCAAAACAAAUGGAGAUAUCAAGAAAAUUGGCUGAAGAUUGUUGCAAUUAUGGAGCUGAUACUGAAACAACGAAUCUUCAUCUUGCAAGAGCUGUUCUUCAAUUUGGUACCUCGCAUAAUUUAAUGGAGAAUGAGAGGGAAACUUUGCAUGGGAUACUUGGUGAUCAGGUUUGUGAGCCUCUUCGAGCAUUAGUAACCGGAGCUCCUCUAGAGGAUGCUCGCCAUUUAACUCAUCGUUAUGAAAAGCUUCGGCAAGAGGUUGAAGCCCAGAGAGCUGAAGUACUGAAACGUCGAUCAAAGACCAGGGAAUCUGAUAUAUCUGCAGAGAAUAGCCUGAAACUUCGAAAUGCAGAAGCAAGACUGACAGAGCUUAAAACAACAACAAUCGCACUUGGGAGAGAAGCAACUGCUGCCAUGUUGUCAGUUGAAAAUCAGCAGCAACAGAUUACUGUUCAGCGUCUUUUUACUAUGGUAGACGCUGAGAGAUGUUAUCAUCAACAUGUUCUUGCUGUCUUGGAUAAGUUGCAUGCUGAGAUGAUGUUGGAGGAGCAGUUAAAUAAUUCUUCUUCAAAAUCAAUGACCAUUCACGAAAACGUGAGUGCCUUGUCCCCGCCUCUACAUCAGGAUGCUACUUCAAAUGGAUCUAAGGAUCAGAUACAUAAUCAGAAGGAUACAUUUUUCAUAGCCAAAGUUAUACACUCAUUUGAUGCUCAAGCAGAAGGAGAGUUAACUCUAUGCCUUGGUGAUUGUGUUGUAGUCCGGCAGGUGGCUCCUACAGGGUGGUCUGAAGGAGAAUGCAAUGGUAAAGCUGGAUGGUUUCCAUCCGCAUAUAUAGAAAUACCGGAGAUUAAGAUAAGUGAAGAACAACGUUAAGAGGCUGCUCGGGUUAGCUAUUAAUUGUUGCUGUUAGAGCUGUUGAUAAAUCUAACAACCCAUAGAAAUAGCUCUAUUUUGGAGUUUCGUUUCAACCGUUUGAUCAGCUUCCAGUAACGGUGACAACUAAAACAAAAAGGCGAUCACUUUACGAAGGAAUGUAUAUUUUGUGAUGCUGCAUGAUUGUCAUGUGAUGUGAAUACAGUUAUAUGAAUCGGUUCAGGUAGUGCCACUUAUUUUAGUUUGGCAUGAUAGUUUAUAGUAAGGUUUUUCUGUAUUUAUAUCUAUGUAUGAAAAGAAGGGUAAUACGAAGCUUGUAGUUUCUAUACUA
Molecule: messenger RNA, 1708 nt
Organism: Mercurialis annua (annual mercury)
Lineage: Eukaryota; Viridiplantae; Streptophyta; Magnoliopsida; Malpighiales; Euphorbiaceae
Product: SH3 domain-containing protein 2-like
Exons: 10
Coding region: 280-1377 (365 amino acids)
Molecular function (GO): protein binding
Source: RefSeq, a predicted model, not a curated record